Molecule: messenger RNA, 4765 nt
Organism: Conger conger (European conger)
Lineage: Eukaryota; Metazoa; Chordata; Actinopteri; Anguilliformes; Congridae
Gene: zfpm2a
Product: zinc finger protein, FOG family member 2a
Exons: 8
Coding region: 244-3675 (1143 amino acids)
Biological process (GO): positive regulation of transcription by RNA polymerase II; negative regulation of transcription by RNA polymerase II; heart development
Cellular component (GO): nucleus
Molecular function (GO): RNA polymerase II-specific DNA-binding transcription factor binding
Source: RefSeq, a predicted model, not a curated record
CGCAGCUCAGUGCAGCUUCAUCUCGGAGAACACCAGAGAGAAAGAAAGAGUGGGUAAGAGGGAACGCGCCAGAGAAGAAGGAAAGAGACGGAGCGAGAGACAGUGAACAAGAGUGACCAGAAAUCGUUCCCUUUUCGUUUCAAUUUCAUAUUAAACCCCAGACAUUGGUCGGCGCUUGGAUGAACCAAAACCUAUCGAUCAGUCAGUGUUACACCUGGAUCCGCUGACCAGCUCAAAGCAGGCAUGUCCCGACGGAAGCAGAGUAACCCGAGGCAAAUCAAACGGCCCCUAGAAGAUGGUCUAGAGGAAGAAGAGGAGGAGUGUGUCUCGGAGGAGAAUGAGCUCCUGGCCAAAGAUGAGUUCUCUGCAGAGGAGAACUUCUCUGCAGACUUUGAACCUGAAAACCUGAGCUGUGAAGACAUGGAGUACUUCUGCAACAAAGGUGAAGAGGACGGGAGCAGGGAGACGGGGGAGUCCGACGUCGACGGGCAAAACGAUAAAACCAGACGCCCCCUCCUUGAACCCGAGGACUGGGAUGGUCCGAGAGAACUGGAUGUUUUCCACAAAGAAGGAGAGAGGAGGAUUCACAGUCGACAGCAGCUCCCGGUGGGCACGACUUGGGGGCCCUUUGAGGGGAAGAUCGAGAUGAGUACUGACGGAAGUGGCUUGAAGACCAAGUGCUCCGUCCCGGUGGUGCUGAACGCCGGCCCCAGAUGGCUGCUGGAUGUGACUUGGCAGGGAGCGGAGGACAACAAAAACAACUGCGUGGUGUACAGCAAAGGCGGACAGCUUUGGUGCACCACCACGAAGAACAUGGUGGAGGGCGAGGAGCUGGUGGCAUUCGCGGUGGACUUUGACUCUCGGCUCCAGGCAGUGAGCCACAUGUCCCUGACCGAGGGCAUGUACCCAGCACGGCUCCUGGACUCCAUACAGCUCCUCCCGCAGCAGGCCGCCAUGGCGUCUAUACUGCCUACCGCCAUCGUCAACAAGGACAUCUUCCCUUGCAAGGCGUGUGGGAUCUGGUACCGGAGUGAGAGGAACCUGCAGGCCCACCUGAUGUACUACUGCAGUGGGCGACAGAGGGAGCCUGAGACACUGGUGGAGGAGAACGAGGCCAACCCUCACCAGACGCCUAACAUCUGCCCCUUCCCACAAUGCAACAAAAGCUUUGCAGGGGCAAGGGCACUGGAAAUGCACUUAACCACACACAGUGGUGUCAAAAUGGAAGAGACUCUCCCCCCUGGCACCAGCUUGAAAUGCACAAUCUGUACCUACACAGCAGAUUCUCUUAUUACAUUCCAACACCACAUCCUCUCUCACCUGUCACAGGCGGCCUUCAGAUGCAAUCACUGCCAUAUCAGCUUCCAGAACCACAGGGAACUCUUACAGCAUCAGGACUUACACGGGCAUGGCAGCAAACUUCACAGAGAGAGCGACAGCGAGCACUCCCCAAGGGGCGGCGACGAAAGCCUGCAACAGGCCAGGGGCGAGCUGGUAAACAGGAAAGACGUCCUCCAGAGUCCCAAGGGCAGCCAGGGCAAGGAAAUUGGCUCUGACGCCGAGCUGGAGAAGGCAGAGAAGAAGUCCAUGCUGUUGUCCCAGAAGGCCGAUGCCCACCUGGGGAGCAAGGCCAGCUUCUCUUACACCCGGAUCAAAUCGGAGCCCUCCAGCCCCCGCCUGGCCUCGUCGCCUGUCCAGCACAACAUGGGCCCCACCUUCCCCAUGGGGCCCUUCCUGUCUCAGUUCGCUUUCUCCCAGGACAUCUCGGUGGUUCCGCAAGCUUCGGAGAUACUGGCGAAAAUGUCAGAGCUGGUGCACCGCAGGCUACGGCACGGCGGGAACAGCUACCCGCCGGUGAUCUACAGCCCCCUGAUGCCGAAGGGGGCCACGUGCUUCGAAUGCAACAUCACGUUCAACAACCUGGAUAACUACCUGGUCCACAAAAAGCAUUACUGCAACAGCCGCUGGCAGCACAUGGCUAAGUCGCCCGACUUCCCCGGCGUCUCGGACAAGGCGGCCGAGGCAGUGAGCCCCAACAGCGGGCACGGGUCGGUGGGCAUGCUGGCCGCCUGCCACCCGUCGGAAGCCGACAGUCAGCUGAUGCAGUCGGCCUGCUUGAACUCGUCCGUCCUCGACAUGAUCAACGCGGGGGGCAAAGCGCCCGACAAGGACCUCCCGGGACAGGCGAAGAAGGUCUCCACCCCGACAGGGGCGGAGGAAAGGCUAAACGGCAAGCAGGCAGACGUGAAGAGCCCCAGCACCUCCCUGGCGGAAAACGACCACGACCCCAGCAAGACCACGUGCGAGGCCUGCAACAUCACCUUCAGCCGGCACGAGACCUUCAUGGUCCACAAACAGUACUACUGCGCCACGCGUCACGACCCGCCCAUGAAGCGCAUGUCCGCCAACAAGGUCCCCGCCAUGCAGAGGACGAUGAGGACCCGCAAGCGCAGGAAGAUGUACGAGAUGUGCCUCCCCGACCAAGAGCAGAGGCCGCCCCUGGGCCAGCCCACCUUCCUUGGCAUUCCCGCUCUCGGGAGCCCCUGCACUUCCCAGGAGGCCGUGGAAAACCUGGCGGACCGCUUCCACCCGCGGUGCGACAUGUUCCCCGGCAUGGUUCCCAAGCACCUCGAGGCCUCCCUCACCGUCACAAAAUCAAUCCUGGCUCCCAAAUGCAAUACGGCAGACCCGCAGGAGCUCGACGCGCCCAUCGAUCUCAGCAAAAAAUGCUCCCCGCAUCCUGACAAGGCCUGCAGCUCCCCCAAAAGACUCUUGGACUAUCACGAAUGUACGGUUUGCAAGAUAAGUUUCAACAAAGUGGAGAACUACCUAGCCCAUAAACAGAACUUCUGCCCGGUGACCGCGACCCAGCACAGUGAAAUUGGCAGUCUGGACCAGACAAUGUUCCCGGAGGUGAAAAGUGAAGGCAAUAAUCCCGAUGAUGUCUAUGAUAAGAGCCCUGGGAAAUGUGAUAAAAACGGAAGCACCAAGCUGAUCGCGCAAAACGGUAGUGUGUUCCCCUCGCAUUUAGGUUCCCUGCCGGGGCUCAAGACUUUCGGCGAGGCUCAGCUCAUUCCGGCGAAAGAGGAGAACAAGAAUUUGUUUCUGCCCCAUUGCCUUUAUCCCGGAGCAAUAAAGAAGGUGAAAGGUGCUGAGCAAAUAUCGCCAUAUUACGGGAUAAAACCCAGCGAUUACAUUGCCGGGAGCCUGGUCAUGCAAGGCGACUCGAGCGAACAGGAGCAGAGUACAAAUGGAUCGAGCGAGGCGGGGAAGGACCAGUCGGCGCCCAAUGGCUGCCCUCACCCCAGCAAAGAGCCUCUGCCCCUGCUGCCCAAAAACAGGGGCAUGGUGAUCGUGAAUGGCGGACACAAGGCGGAGGAGCGGCCCAGCCCGGUCGCCGGGCAGCAGGAGAACGUGCCCCACAACUCCCAGCCGUCGCCCACCUGGGCCCCCGAGAACCCGUCCGACUCCAACGAGAACGUGUCGCCCUCCGCCAAGUCCCCCGCGGAAGAGCCCCCACCGGCCCCCGCGAAGGGCGUGAACGGAUCGUCCCCCGGCACAGCCGGCAGCGGUAAAUACUGCCGCCUCUGUGAUAUUCAGUUUAACAAUCUGUCAAACUUUAUAACCCACAAGAAGUUCUACUGCUCGUCACAUGCGGCGGAACACGUGAAAUGAAGUUUUCCGGCCCCCCUCCCCUCCCCUCCCCUCCUUCAGUCCCUCCCUCCCUCCUCUUCUUCUUUUUCAUUUUGUUUUUUAUGUUUUUGUUUUUGGAUUAUUUGGGGGGGGUUACACUGUUGUGUCUGGAAUAGUGCGUCAUGCAGUUUUAAAUGCUGCUUGUGGACAAUCAAGAGAAGACUCUUCUUUCAUCAUCUUAAGACUUAAUGCAAAUCAUUGGUUAAAAAAAGAAAAAAUAAAGUGUAAUAUUGGUGGCAUUCACAUGUAUUUAUUUUACAAUCAGUAUUAAUAGGAGUAGUGAUCUUAAUUUAAAUUAAAAUGAAAUUUAUAUCAGAGUUGUUUGUAAGGUUAUUGUAUAGUCAUUCUUGUGUAGCACACAUUGUUUACACUGUAAUGUAGGUUCAACGAUACAAUAGUCACGGAAUACAAAGGAAAUGCAUUUUAGACACAAAAUAGCAACAAAAGCACUUGUGUAUUCUUAUUUGCUGUAACGGUUUUUUGUAUAUGCCGAACUGUAAUCUGCAGCUGGAAUUUGCGACUUUUUUUGCCCACUGUUUUGGGGAUAAUCAGACACAAUCCUGCUUUUUACAUUUUGGCAUAUACACAGCUUUGCAUAUGUAUGUGGCUGUUUGUCCCUGUCUCUUUUAUUCAACUGAGAAAUGGAUGUUUUAAUGAGGAUGGCAGCGAUCUUGUAUAGUACUCGUAUUUCUGUUUUCUGAUAUUACCUUGGUCUCCCUUUUUAAAACAUUGCUCUCAAUGCAAUACUUUGUAAAAGAGGAAACAUUACUGAAAGCAGUAUUAUGAAAGGGGGACUUGUCAGAUUUUAUUUGAAUCCCAUGGGGGUAAAAAAAGAAAGUUGUACAAGAACUACGUUUAUUGAUGUUGACAAACAGGAUGGGUGGGAGGGUCCACGGGGAUCGCCAAUGUAACAUGAUCAUUCCAAUGUCCUAAUUAUGGGAGAAAAAAAAUAUUUCUUAAAAAAACGUUGUUGCUAUGCAUGUAUAUGGAUGGAAUACAAUUCCUGAACUGUUGGAAAUUUUUAUUUUGAUGUGGUGUCAUAAUUAAACUUCAAUCCUCAGGAUAACCACAA